AUGAGGCAUCACACAACGUACUCAGCAAAAGUGGCAGACGAAGCAAUAUUUACGAGGGGAGUGGUAGUGGAAGACGAGGUGAGAGACGAAGUGGAAGAAGAAGUGGUGGAAGACGAGGUGAGAGACGAAGUGGAAGACAAGGUGGAAGAAGUAAAAGAAGAAGUGGAAGAAAAGGUUGAAGACGAAGUAGAAGACAAGGUGGAAGACGAGGUGGAAGAAGAAGUGGAAGACGAGGUGGUGGUGGAAGACGAGGUGGAUAUGGUGGUGGAAGACGAGGUGGAUAUGGUGGUGGAGGAAGAUGUAGAGGUGAAAGUAGAGUUAGUUGCGGAAGACGAUGUGGAGGUGGUGGUGGAAGACGAGGUGGAGGUGGUGGUGGAGGAAGAUGUAGAGGUGAAAGUAGAGUAA
This is a messenger RNA of Macrosteles quadrilineatus (aster leafhopper), 405 nucleotides long. RefSeq names its product ring-infected erythrocyte surface antigen-like. NCBI's taxonomy places the organism in Eukaryota, Metazoa, Arthropoda, Insecta, Hemiptera, Cicadellidae. The transcript has 2 exons. The coding region runs from base 1 to 405 and encodes 134 amino acids. The record is from RefSeq and is a predicted model, not a curated record.